GACGUCAUCACAUGUAGCAGAGCUAGCUAGUUGUUUUUUUGGGGGAGCUAAAGGAGGAAAGAGAAAGGCUCCAAGCGGAACAAAACACCGCUCUUGGAUACAGCACUCGCGAUAUAUGCCGCUGGUUUAGUUUGACAUCUUUUCACUUUUUAAAAAAAAUACAUAUUUCAAUAAUGUCCACCCCGGCGAGGAGACGGCUUAUGAGAGAUUUUAAAAGACUUCAAGAGGACCCUCCCACCGGUGUGAGCGGAGCACCUUCGGAGAACAAUAUCAUGCUUUGGAAUGCUGUUAUUUUUGGGCCUGUGGGUACACCUUUUGAAGACGGAACGUUUAAACUGCUGAUAGAGUUUUCAGAGGAAUACCCAAACAAACCUCCCACGGUUCGCUUUGUUUCCAGAAUGUUUCACCCCAAUGUGUACGCAGAUGGAAGUAUAUGUUUAGACAUCCUCCAAAACCGCUGGAGCCCCACGUAUGACGUCUCCUCCAUACUCACUUCCAUCCAGUCGUUGCUGGACGAGCCCAACCCCAACAGCCCCGCCAACAGCCAGGCGGCGCAGCUCUACCAGGAGAACAAGCGGGAGUAUGAGAAGAGAGUGACGGCCAUUGUGGAGCAGAGCUGGGUGGACGUGUGAACCCUCCCCGCCCCCACUCCUUUCUUCCUCUAUUCUCUCUCUCUCAACAGCCUCCCUUCUACCUUUCCCCCCCUCUUCUUCAUGUGUACCUGGCGUGUGUGUGGAGAGCAGCAGCAAGCAUAUCACGUGACUCAAGUGCCACCCUGCGAGACAAUUCAAAGAUCCGCUAUGAACAUUAACUUGCUGAGGCAACAAGAGACGGGGGUUGGGGGAAAUAUGUUUUUUUUAUUGCAUGAUGUGAAAUAAGUUAUUGCUAACAGAACUUGUAAUAUAUCUUUGUUGUUUGGUUAGUGUUUGACCGUCUGCUGCUGUGCACACCAAGCGCUUCUUUCACCCCCAACAUCAGAAAAAGAACAAGCCGGAAAACAAGACUUUUUAUUGGGUAUCUCCCCCCCCCCCCUGAAUCCCUAAAGAACAAUAGGUUAUUUUUAAGUCGCGCUGUUAAAACGGCGCCCGGUCUCCGUGGUGCUGUUGAGUCACAAGCCUUAAGUCGUUCCUGCUGCGAGGUAGAAGACGAGUGUCGGGCGGAUGAGUCAUGCUCGGUUUGCAUUGCGAAGCCCGAGUUGUGUGAAAUAUCUUAUUUUUCCUUCAAUUACUUUUAACAGCAAGUAGCAGUGAAAUAAUAUUGUACUUGUUGAGCGGUCUAUCGCCUUUAAAGGCUGCACAGGACGACAAAUCCCUGUUUGAAGUCUCCUACUCCCAGAUACCCAAUGAAAAGGCUGCGGCGUUGGAUAUUGUGACAAAAAAACACACUCAAAAUAAUCUUAUUCUCCAAAGCAGUAAAACUCAUCGUGUGGCAAAGGAUUUAUUUCUCCUCAUAAGCAGAAGGGAUGUGUUACAUUUUGUGGCUCUAAAUACUUAUGCUGUAUAAACAUAAUAAAACACAUUUUUCAGACGUAA
Messenger RNA from Nerophis lumbriciformis (worm pipefish), 1532 nucleotides. RefSeq names its product ubiquitin-conjugating enzyme E2B (RAD6 homolog) (gene ube2b). The record is from RefSeq and is a predicted model, not a curated record. Lineage: Eukaryota; Metazoa; Chordata; Actinopteri; Syngnathiformes; Syngnathidae.